Molecule: messenger RNA, 4258 nt
Organism: Pocillopora meandrina
Lineage: Eukaryota; Metazoa; Cnidaria; Anthozoa; Scleractinia; Pocilloporidae
Source: the annotation of a GenBank genome assembly
GGUUUAAUCAUCAUGGUCUAGAUGAUUUGUAAACGUGACAAGGAGUUUCAUUCAAGAAAUGAGCCUGCUUUACUUUCCCAGCUGGUUGAUCGUUGCGGCAUUCUUUCUGGUUCCUUGUGUUUCCAAAGGGAUGAUUUUUGAUAUAAGACCAUCAGUGGAAGAGUAUCUUCCAAACUACGAUUUCUACCAUAAUCUUUCCAGGAUGAACCAGUGUCUUCAUCAUGUUUCCUCGAAAUAUUCCGAAAUUUUGGACGUACAGAUGCGUUACCGUUCACGUAUGGGACUUACUCAGUUCGUUGUUCGAGUCUCGAACUUCUCUCUCGACUCUGUUUCUAAGAGCAAGUCAGACAACAGAUCCAGAAUUUUAUUUUCCUAUGGCGAACAUGCCGCCGAAUUCCUCCCCGUUCAAAGUAUGUUCCACUUAAUAGAAAAUAUAACUCAGGGUUAUGACUUACUACGAGAAACUCAUGGAGCAAAGUUUACCCGAUAUUUGCUUAACAAUUUCGAUCUUUUCAUCUUGACCAUCGUGAAUCCAGAUGGUCGUACAAUCGUCGAAAGAACUAGAAACUAUUGUUGGAUGGGUACUGCAAACAACGCUGAUCUGAACACCGAUCUGACAGCGAAUCUUAGACGCACCAGUAAAGGAACAUAUAGAAUUAUAGCGGGUUUGUUUACAGGUUUCUCUUAUUUGUGCUGUUCAGUUGAUUCUUUAUGUGUGUUUGUGUUCUUUAGAACCUAAUCAGGACAUUAAUUUUGAAUGAGAGAAUAAAAUCACAUCAAAAUUAAUUCUCCCCAUGAAAGAGGAUGCAUCUUUUGUUUCCUUUUGUUAUUCAUUUAUUUAAGGUGCCAUCUGAUGUACUGAGCUUGACAAAAUGUGUUUACACUGUACAAAUGAAGAUUUUUUAGACCAAUAUAUCUUUUGUAAUGAGAAAAUUCGGUCAAUGAUGAAUUACCGGUUGAUGUCAAAUUAAUAAUUUAUUUUUGGAAUUUUCUGAUUAACAUAGUUAUGUAAUGCAUGUUGCUAAAAAGCUGUCUUGACUACAUUUGAGGUUGCAAAUCUAAAUAUAAUUUUCAUUCCUCAGCAGAACCAGAAUGUAGAGUUUUCAGAGAGCUGACCUCUAAACACAGUUUUGAUGCUUUCUUCUCAUUCCAUUCAGGAAGUAGACAAAUUCUUUAUCCAUUAUCAGGUAAGUCUUCAACUUAAACAGCAGAUUAGUAACAAAUUUAUUGAAAAUUGCAACUUACUUUUCUCCCUAAGAUUCAGGGUAUAAAUUUUUUUACAUAGGAAGGCAAUUAGCAUAACUUUGUGUGAAUUUUGCACAUGUGUGCAAGGGUUAUACACCCACUGUAUUACUGGUAUCACUUAACCCUCAACCCUUAAGAUCUGAUUGUUAAUUCUCCCCUCUAACAUCUAGUCACAUUUCCUUGUACAGUAGUUAAAAGAAUUUGGUGUCAGGUCAAGAUGGCAACUUGAACCUGAUGAGUUUUAGAAUUCUCAUUACUUACUUUCUGAAUUAUGUAUAGAUAUAUAGGGAGAGGUUACACGUUAGUUGCUUCAGGGAGUUUACAAGUUUAAUUUUAAUUAUUGAAGUAAAUGUAAAUCUAUCUCAACAGAUAAAAAUUCCAAAGGUUCUGGUGUUGAUGUCCUCUACUUGGCAUCUCUCAUGUCCUCCUCUUUGAAGUCUGGCUUCAAGCUUGUUCCUGCAAAUACCUCUUUAUUUGAUGCGGGCAUUUUCACUUAUGCAAACCAAGAGAAGAAGGUGAAAAAUGAGAUAUUUUUUUUAUAUCAACCAUCUCUAUUCUAUAACUUUGAUUUUUUGUUAACAGUUUGAGCAAUAAGAUCAUUUUCUGUGAGUCAGAUUUGUUUGCAAUAUGAGAAAUGUCACAACUCUGUGUGAGAUAUUGAAAGCAUGAGACCUGUGAGAAAAUUUCUCCCUUGGUAAUACAUAGUUUGUGGGUAAUUCUGGAAUAAGAGGAGGGUGGGAGAUCACUAGACAAAAAAUAAAUUUUAGAAAAUAAAAAAUGAUCAUUAGUAAGAAAUGAAGUUGGGAGAUAUAUUUUGUAUUCAGUGCUAUAGAGUUACAAGAAAUAGUGCCAUAUAAAUACAGUAUUAUUGUUAUUAUUAUUAUUAUUUUUUUAUUAUUAAAUAUUUUCUACAUCUGGUUAAGAAAUAGGGAGACCCUGUUUAAAAUGUUUUCUUAUGUUUCUUGUCAGAUUCCAUUUACAUACAAAAUUUCUCUGUGGGGAGGAAAAGAGAUGAAAUCUGAUAUUCCUGACAAAAACUGUUUUAGUACAUUUAAUCCACCUAGUGAGGAUCUAAAGGUUAGUUAUAUAUAUUUUUAGAUUUUGACCUUAAUAGGGAGGAAGUGUGUAUAUAUGAUAUAACUCAGGUUAUAUCUUUGUCUUUCAUGCAGGCUGAGUUAGAGGUUAUUCACCCACUAUAUCCAACCAUCUUUAAUUUUAUACAUAACUGGAAGCAAACACAGAUUUUGAUCAUGGCUCAACAACAGGUUAGUGACAAGAUAAAGAUAUAUGAAAAAGGAAUUUUUUUUCUAACAGGGCAGGUUAAUGAAUUUGGCAAUCUGAUUAAUUCUCGUGUGUGCAUUUUCCUACUUUUAUAUACCAUCAUGAUAAAACUUUGAUUUAAAUCAAACAGCUUUGUUACAUAGUAAUAAAAUGGUUUGAUUUGUUGCAUGGUAAGGAAAAAAAUUGAAAAAGAUCAAGCAAAACUUUUACACUUGUAUCCUGCAGUGGCCUAUGUAAAUGGUUUAUUGUUCUAAACUGUUGAAUAGUUAUUAUUAAUGAUAAUGACAUUAAUUCACUCUUUUCAUUGUGUUCCUUUCUAGCGUUCUAAAACGGGUGGAGUGCCAUUUAGUGUUAGUUUUUUCAUCUUCAUCUUAGGAUGUACUUGUGUUCUUUUGCUUUGUAACAUCCGAGUACCUUUCUCAUGGAAAAUAUACUACAGACGACAAAGACGUAUUGUCAGUUUAAGAUCUUUAGGAACAUUAUUUGCUGUUAUUUGUCCUUUAACAUAAAAGCAGCUGGAUUAAAUGUAUUAGAUUUUAAAUGGUGUAAAAAUAUGUUGGGGUACAAUUUUUUUUAAGUUUAAAAUUUUUUCAAUCAUGAUCUGAAUUAACAAGAAAGAAAAAUUUAACCAGUUUGAAACAAGGAGAAAUUUGAACUGCAAAAAAUAAAUGUUGGGUCAGAAGCAAAUGAUUUUACUACUUAAUAGAUUUAACAUGUACAACUGUUGACAUGGCUAAUGUCUUUGAUGUAAUGAGACAAAAAAAAUUCUGAAAUAUUUAUGUGUACAACUUAAAGAUAAUUAACAGUAAAGGUAAUUUUGUAAAAAGAAUUGAGGAAAGUUUUUCUUGAAAAAAAAUAUAAUUCAUUCAAUAGUUUUAUUAUUAUUUAAUGAGAUAUAUUUUAAUGACAGGGCAAGCUGUGAGAGUUACUUGACCUAAAAUACCAAAAAAAUGACCUGAGGUCCUUGUGCAAACUUGAACUUCUCAAUGCAGAAUAUUUGUUAUGGCUGUCUUUUCUCCCUCUUUUCAUCAAAAUAGAUUUGCAAAAUCCUUUUUAGACUUAAUACUUUCUGCUGACUUGAUAAAAGACUGUACUGUUAAAGCUGAAAUUAAAAAUAUUUUCUAAAUUUUUGUGCAUAUGUACUCUUUGUUUGAGAUGUAUAAAUCAAUAUGCUAAGAUGCACAUUUACUAGAUUCAGGCAUGUUGCUAGGAUUCCUAAGUGAUUCUAGACAAGGACUUAAAGAGGUUAACACUACUUGAGUGUGUAAUUUUUUUUUUUACUGUUGGUACUUAACAGGUCUGAAAUACAAAGUAAACAUCUGUUUUAUGUGCAAAGGUACCAUGAAGCCAAUACCUUGGGAUUAUACAUGAGAUGUGUGGAUAAUUCUGUAAAUUUUGAAGUCCUAUGUAAUUUGUGUAAUAAGCUCAAAUUAUGUUAUAUUUAAUGUUAAUUUUCUGCCAUGAGAAUCAGGGAUCAGAAAAUAAAUAUUUUUUUAAAGAUAAAUUCAUUUCAGUUUGGACUGUAUAAUGAGUUGAAAGGUAUAUAAUGUCAUAACACUGGAAGAAUCCCUGCUGUAAUAAUUUCUUAAUUCUCUGGUUGAAUUUAUUGGAAGUAAAAUAUUCAUUUUAAAACUCAGUCUUACGCUCAUGACGCUUAAUAGGCCAUUUUACAGUUGUGUACUUAGUUACCAAGGCUUUGAUUUGGAGUGAGGCUGAAGGUGACCAUGUUGUG